CAAUUGCAGAGCAGGAGCAGAGCAGAAUUAUCGAAAAUAAGGGAAAAACCGAAGGAGGAGGAAAAAGAGAGAACUGAAGACGAACAGUCGAACACAGACAACAAGAGGCGAGUCAUUCUCUCAUUUCUUCCUGUUACGCUGUUGCGGCCAUGGCGGACGGCUACUGGAACCGACAACCGCCUAUGUACCCAUCGGCGGGCUUACCGAAGCGCCCUCGCCCUGACUACGAUUUUCAACCUCCUGUUGCACCAUCUGGUCAUGAGAUGCUUAAUUAUUUGCCACGAGAUGAAGAUCGUGGUGGGACCCGGGUUUUGAAAGACACAAAGACCCUUGGAUCAGCAUAUGAUCGUUAUCUGCAGAGUGCGCAACUUUCUUCGUUUGGUUCUGGAGAAGCUAGUAAUUUUGGUGGUGGAACUGGAUUUGGGAGGGGGGUUGGUGGAGGAAUGCCAAAUCUUCCAGUUGGAGAGCCUACAAUGGUUGGUGGGCGUUCAACUGUUGCUCCUGAUCUGGCACCAAAUGGUCGAGGAAUGGGUUAUGGUGGUCAGCUCCCUGUGGACUCAAUGGCCAGGCCAGGCCGUGAAGUGCAACCUCUCCCACCAGAUGCUUCCAACACUCUAUUUGUUGAGGGACUCCCUCUAGACAGCACACAUCGUGAAGUAGCUCAUAUAUUUCGUCCCUUCUUGGGGUACAAAGAAGUAAGGCUUGUGAACAAAGAGCCUAAACAUCGUGGUGGCGACCCUCUUAUCCUCUGUUUUGUGGAUUUUACAACUCCAGCCUGUGCUGCAACUGCUUUGAAUGCCUUGCAAGGUUAUAAGAUGGACGAACAUGAUCCUGAUUCUUCUAUCUUGCGGUUGCAAUUUGCUCGGUUUCCAGGUCCAAGAUCGGGCCCUGGGCCUCGUGGUAGGAGGUAAAUCAAGCUUGAGGUGGAAACAUUCUGGUUUCAUGCAUUCUCAGAGUAUCUGGUGCAGAUUCCAUUUAUAUAUUUCUAGUCCAUGCAGAGCACUUUUUUGAUUAUAUGUAGUUUACCAGAAAUACUGGAUUGAGGUUGCUGAAUGCUAAAGAAGAUGUAAUUGAUUGAAUUAAAGUGGUGGCCAAGUUAAGAAUUUUCAUGAUUUUUGACAUACAAUCUAACAUAGUCUUCACAUCAAAUGGUCUUCCUAUGGACUGCAGAUAAUUGGUAACUUUUUUCUCAAACACCCUUUGUGGGGCUCUAGAUUAGUAUGUCUUCUAAGUUUUUAACCAUGUAAACUUGAGUUUCAAUGGUGCGUUUAUCCCAGGAAAUUAAGCUAA
Nelumbo nucifera (sacred lotus) is the source of this 1290-nucleotide messenger RNA. RefSeq names its product RNA-binding protein 2-like. NCBI's taxonomy places the organism in Eukaryota, Viridiplantae, Streptophyta, Magnoliopsida, Proteales, Nelumbonaceae. Gene Ontology annotation, molecular function: RNA binding. The record is from RefSeq and is a predicted model, not a curated record.